This is a messenger RNA of Caenorhabditis bovis, 2067 nucleotides long. The record is from the annotation of a GenBank genome assembly. Lineage: Eukaryota; Metazoa; Nematoda; Chromadorea; Rhabditida; Rhabditidae.
AUGGAGCGAACAAAAGGAAAACGAAGUGUUGUGAAAGUUGGAAGUGUUUUCGAGACACUUUUGACGUACAAUGUGGUCCGACUCAUUCGAAAUCCUGGUCCGUACGCGGAAUUUGUGGUGAAAGAAGGCGAAAAUGAGAGACAAAUGCGAAUUGAGCCGAUUGAUAGAAAGAAGCUCAAAUAUACCGCCGAGAUUCUGAAGCGAACGAAUGGAAUUGACGAUAAACGCUAUACGCCGGAAUUUUUUGAGUUUGGCCAGAAUAAGGAGCUGCGAACAAAUUUUCUCAUCACAAAUUUGUAUGGGAUUCAAAUCGAGGAAGUUCGAAAAGCGUUGAAGAAAAGCUUCACACCCGAUUGCGUUUUGAACAUCGCCAAACAGACAUUGGAGGCGAUUAAAGUGCUCCAUAGCGCCGGAUUCAUUUCGCGCAACGUGAAGCCGGCGACGUUCAGCAUUGGGCACGGCAAAAAGGCCGAUCAGAUCAUUUUGAGCGAUUUUCGCAUCACUCGCGUUCAUCUCGACGACAAGACGAAAUUGCCGAGAGAGCCGCGAAAAUUUGUGAAGUGGAUUGGAACUGCUCGCUAUGCGAGCAUCAACGCGAUGCGGGAACGCGAUCAAGGCCGACGCGAUGAUAUUGAAUCAUGGAUUUACAUGAUCAUCGAUUUGUAUGACGCCGACAUUGGUUUGCCGUGGAAGAAAGCGGCGAGGGAAAAGGUCGUUGAAUCAAAAGAAGUUUUUAAAAAUCACGAUUAUGCGGCGCCGUAUGAAAAAAUUCCAGUGCAAUUUAAGAGUCUUCUGGAUUUGGUGCAUUCUUGGAAUUAUGAUACCACACCAGACUAUGACGCAAUUCAUGUGAUAUUGAAUGAGAUAAUCGAUGCGAAAAAAUUGGACAUCAAAAUUUGCGAUUGGAUCGAUAAAUUGACGCCGGACAUUGAGGAGCAAGUGGUUCUUGAGGCGAUGGAAAAAACGCCGGAUAAUAAAUGCUCGGGACAAGACGAUUUCGAAUUUGCAAAAGUGAAAAAGAUUGCCGAACGCAAAAAAAUGAAUCCGAAUGAUGUUAUAAAGAACGGCUCUUGUCAUUGGAGAGUCGUCGUGCUUCUCGGAAGCGGCGGUUUCGGCGAUGUCUACAAGGUUUACAAUGAGAAAGGCAAGAAGGACAAGUUUUACGCGCUGAAAACUGAAAGCGAGGACGGAAAAAAGGCGAUGCUUCGAUUGAAGGUUGAAAUGCAAGUGAUGAUGUGUAUUCAAGAAUUCCGGAAAGGCAAAACCACAACCGCCGGCCACAAGCAUUUUGUCGAGUUUGUCGAUCGCGGCAAAAGCGACUAUCUCAAAUGCAAAUUCAUUGUGAUGAGUCUGGUUGGGCCGAGUUUGGAAGAUGUUCGCAAAAAGUACAAAGUUGAUUUGUCGCAUCGAUCGACACCGUUUGUUAUAGCGGUUCAAAGUCUCGAGGCGGUUCAUGAUCUCCACAACCUUGGAUUUCUACACCGAGACAUUAAGCCGGCGAAUUUUGCUGUUGGAAUCGGUCCCGACGAGCCGACGGUGUUCAUUCUCGAUUUUGGUAUUUGCCGCAGCUAUCUGGAUCCGGUCACCAAGAAGCAUCGAGCUCCGAGAAAAUCGGUGAAAUUCCUCGGAACUCUUCGAUUUGCUUCUCGCGCCUGCAUGAAAUCGACCGAUCAGGGAAGAAAAGAUGAUUUGGAGUGUUGGCUUUAUAUGAUUUUUGAUAUAAUGGACGAGGAGAAUGGGAUACCUUGGCGACGAGUGAAAAAUCGCGAGAAAAUUCUUGCCGCCAAAGUUUUGUUCUUUCAGUUUAAACUAGAAUCGGCUUAUGAGAAUAUCUCGAAGAAAAUGAAACAAAUUGUGGGAUACGUCGAUUCUCUUGAAUAUCAAUCGCUUCCUGAUUAUCAGUUCAUUGAAAAGCGUCUCAUAAAAAUUGCCGAGGGCUUGAAUGCGCCGAUAACGAAGAAAGUCGAGUGGGCCGGAAAAUUGAACAAAGUGCCGCGUGAGGAUCGAUUCGGUGAAUCCUCAUCGGAUUCUGAUCUUCCGACAGGAUCCGAUGAGGAUGACGAUUAA